Messenger RNA from Colletotrichum higginsianum IMI 349063, 1836 nucleotides. RefSeq lists its product as uncharacterized. NCBI's taxonomy places the organism in Eukaryota, Fungi, Ascomycota, Sordariomycetes, Glomerellales, Glomerellaceae. The transcript has a single exon. The record is from RefSeq and is a predicted model, not a curated record. The coding region runs from base 1 to 1836 and encodes 611 amino acids.
AUGAUGUCUUCUCGCUUCUCGCCUGCGUCGGAUCCCGCCCGCCCGUCUGAGACCGGUCCGGAUUCAAGGGUUAAAGUCCCUGUCAACACCAGCUCGACAUUGGUCGCCUCGCUUGGUUCCCUUGCCCUUCGAUUCUUCGCUUCGGCCGCGUCUUACCUUCGCCCUCUUCUGGCUUCCCCCUGGGAACGGAUCAGGUACGCGCUCACUCACCGGCAACUCCCCUUGACUGGGGUUGAGCUCAUGGAGUUUCGCUCACUGAUCUUGUCCUCCAGUGGCUUCCUCUUCGCUCCGGCACCCCUCGCGAUGCUUGUCGACAGCUCGUCUCCUCGUCAACCCCAGACCAGAGCUUCUCGACCCUCGAUCACGGCGCCCUCUUCUUCUCAUGGUAUGUCCUCUCCCUCUGAGGGCUUUUGUUCGCGGUUCACUGCUCCUGUCCCCUUCGUCUGUACCCCUCCCCCUCUGUCCUCCCGAGCGUUCACGCUCAGCAUGUCCCAUUACAUGGGUUCUCUUCCAAGAAGAAGCCCUUCCCCUGUUCUUGUUUCUGGUCGUCCUCGUUCCCCUCCCCGCGCCUCUCCCGCUCCGUCGGUCGAGAGGAACACCAUCCCCAUUGACAUCUUCUCUCCCCUUCUGCCCCGAUCCCCUUUUGCCCCAACCCCCUCCAGGCUCCCCCUCUUUGAGAACGAGACCUGCGCGGUUCAUCAUCCUUUUGUUCCUUAUGUUUCUGCUUCUCCUGCCCCGGAUUCCAUCAGGACGCCUUCGGUUUCCUUUGUCACCUCGCACUGCCUUGAAGACCCCUUUGUCGAUUCCCCUUCCCCUACCCGCCCUGUGCCUGACUUUGAUCAGCUCAUGGCAUUUGCCGAAAGGCAGAUUAGCAGGGCACGCAGUGCCCGGCUUCAUCCCACGCGUUUUGUUUCUUCUUCCAUCUCUGGUUCUUCCCUUUCCUUUUCUGCGUCUUCCCCUGUUGUUUCUUCCCCUGUUGUUUCUUCCCUUGUUGUUUCCUCUCCUGCUGUUUCUUGCUCUAUUGUCUCUUCUUCCCCUUGUCUUCCUGUUGCUUCCCCUGCUGGUUCCUUGGUUUCUGCCCCUCGCGAGAUGGAUACAAUGGAUCGUAGUGUCGAGCGCAUGCGCCUUCGGGCAAUUGAACUUGACCGCGAGACUGCGUUGAAGCUUGCACAGCUCAAGGCUCUGGUGGCCAGUGGCCCGCUGACGAAGCCGUCUGCUGACAAGAGCUACGACUACUCUACGGACUCGCCGACUCCUCACACCAUCUCGAACUGGGACUCUACCCUCGAGGAGGAUCGCAUCAGUUCGUACUCAUUUACACACAUGCCCACGCCUACGGCACAGGUCCCCGCAGCCUUGGCUGAGUGGGAUACUUCGCCGUCGACUUCCUCUGUUGUUUCUGCUUCUCCUGCUGUUUCUGCUUCUCCUGUUGUUUCUGCUUCUCCUGUUGUUUCUGCUUCUCCUGUUGUUUCUGCUUCUCCUGUUGUUUCUGCUUCUGUUCCUGUUGCUCCUCCCCAACCAUCUUCGCCCGUCUUGACCCCGGUCAAGAUCAUGCCAGAUGGUAGCAUUCGUGUGCGCUGCUUUGUACCCCAUAUCCCAGAUCCCCUCCCCAUGUCUCCUGGUGGCGAUGCGGUCCUGCGCAAGUUUGCGCGGAACGUUACCCAAGCCCACUUUGCCGCUCGCGGUAAGAAGUUGCCCCCUUCCUGGACGCCCCCUUCUUUUGCUCAUGGAAAGCCUGGUUUCUCCAAGCUUCCGCAACCCAUUCCUGUAUCCCCUCCACCCCCUCGUCGCAUUGUUUUCAUUAGUCGUCGUUCUCGUCGUGCUGGUCCUUUGUGA